This is a messenger RNA of Psilocybe cubensis, 951 nucleotides long. RefSeq lists its product as uncharacterized. Lineage: Eukaryota; Fungi; Basidiomycota; Agaricomycetes; Agaricales; Agrocybaceae. Gene Ontology annotation, cellular component: endoplasmic reticulum membrane. The record is from RefSeq and is a predicted model, not a curated record. Gene Ontology annotation, biological process: phospholipid biosynthetic process; lipid droplet organization; lipid storage. Bases 1 to 951 code for a protein of 316 amino acids. The transcript is spliced from 2 exons.
AUGCUCGGACGCGUUGACGCAAAAUCACGUGCUUGUAUGUGUGCGACGUCAUGCACCGCGCAGGGCUCCUCCGACUGGAAUCCGACAUCACUGUCCUUCGAAUCUACGAGCAUGGGCGGCAUUCGAUCCCAAGCUUUGACACUGGUCUCGGCCAUUCUUUUACUCGGGACGAUAUACUCAGUUUUCCAGGAAACAUAUCUGGACACAUCCAAUCCAUUACUCACAUUCCUUCCUCACAAACUCUCCGAAACUCAUUACUUCGCCUCAAAAGCCAAUCCGUUAAACGUCUACUUCAUAAAACGGUCCUGGGGCUGGACAACGGCUGUAUUCCUCUUCUCUUACCUAACUUCUCCGCCUCAUCUUCGCACUAGUGCCAGAUUCUUCCAAUACUGCACUCUCACCAUCUGUUGGCUGCUUUUCACAAGCUGGUUUUUCGGCCCCGCUAUCAUUGACAGAAUCACGGUUUAUUCCGGCGCAGAAUGUGUAUACCAACUACCGACCGGAGAGAUUAACUCUGUUCCCUUGGACCUAUGCUACGAAAAGACGGUUAUCGCGCCUGAGACGCACCCCGCGCUCUUUGGAUCGGACUUCGUGGCGCCAGCCGGAUUGUCAUUCAAGCCGCGUUUGAGGAGAGGCCACGACGUGUCGGGACACGUGUUUCUGCUUACGAUGAGCAUACUUUUCCUAGCAGAGCAGUUGAAGACAUCGUUCAGCAUUAGGGGUCCCUGGCCACGCCUGCACAGCUGGGCUGUAGCAAGCAAUAUCGCACUUUUGUGCAUCUGGUUGCUUGGUUGCUAUACUACAAGCGUAUACUUCCACACGCCGUUUGAGAAACUGACAGGAUAUUUACUUGGAAUUUCUAGCUUUGGAGUUUCGCUACUGUUGCGAAACUUAUUUUUCAAAUCACCACAACCCUUACCUCAGCAACAGGUGAACAGGAAUGUCGAUUAA